AUGGUGGGUGUGAACGUCAAGGAAGAGAACUCUGAGAAGAUGGCAUCCCCUGGGGCAUUAUGGGAAUAUCCUGGCUUCCAGCAGAAGUGGCUGCAGCCCCAUCCUGAGUGUGUAUCCCAGGAGGCGGGAGAGGCAUUUCCAGCGCUGCAACCUGAGCUCAACUCCCCUCCCCUGCCCGUGAUGAAGAUGGAGCGAGGGUCCCUGGAGCAGCCAGCACUGAGAGGGGAGUCCCGGGGGCUGCAGGGGCCGGUGCGGUUUGAGGACGUGGCGGUGACCUUCACGGAGGCGGAGUGGGAGCUGCUGGACGAGGAGCAGAGGGAGCUGUACAGGGACGUCAUGCUGGAGAACUAUUGGAGCCUCCAGUCGCUGGGGUUCCACAUUCCCAAGCCAGAUGUAAUCUCCCGCCUGGAGCAAGGGCAGGCGCCGUGGGUCCUGAAUCCCCUGCCCACCCCUAAAAGGUGCCACACUACAGGGGCCUGUCACUCCAGACAUUGCACAGAUCCUGGACCAGAAGGCAAAGCGCUGCCCUAAGAACCACAGUCUACAAAUACCACCACAGGAAUGGGAGCGGGGGAGGGGUUGGAAUGGCAUCAACUAUAUUGGGCUAGCAGCUGUAAUUCCCGAAUGCCCCUUUUUGUGUUUUUUUUCCAUUGGUUUAGGGCAAUCCAGGCUGUUUGGCUGAGUCCAGAGAGCUCAGGGGUUUAUAUGUGAUUGACCCAAGUAGAAUGGAAGGUCAAAUAAGGGACAGGAGUGGGUUUCUCUGGCCCACUGAGAAAGUCCCAGUUGUGCUUCCCUUGCCUGUGGAGUCCUGCCCCUGCUCCGACAGCUGGGUGUAAAAUGGCUGGAUUUCACUCCAAAACUAUGACUUCCACCCUGGGCACUUCAGUUCAGUCGUCUUCUUAGGCAGCCGAAAGGGGAUUGCUUUUCAUACUAUAUUCCCCCAGCCCUCUCUCCCAGCAUGCUUUGUCACAGACAAGGCUGUUUAGAUGGCCGUCAUGGUGGAUGAAGCUUCCCAGAAUGCCUUGCCCCGGGAAAGACUACAAAGAUGGCCAAUAUAAUGGUGGAAGGUUCCCAGGACGGGGCCGAGUUAGACAACCCCUCACGCCUGGCUUUCCUGUGUUCCAGCCAACGUCAGGGCCACGAGAGGUGGCAAGGAGCUGAGGUGGUGGCAGUAGGAAGCUCCCGAGAGGGUGGCGCUGCCCCAUGUCCCCUCCCCACAGCUGGUGAGCACGUGGGACCAGUGCCAUCCCUGCCCCAAAUGCCGUAAAAGCUUCCUCACCACCUCGGCCCUGCAGAUGCGUCGGAGGAACCGUUCUGGGGAGAAGCCAUUCCAAUGCAGGGCCUGCGGGCUGCAGUUCAGCCGGGGUUACAGUCUGAUCAAGCACCAGGCCCUGCACGUGCGGAGCGGCCCUACCGGUGCCCUGACUGUAUCCAGCCCUUAUCCUGUGGGUGAGCUAGUGCAGAGCUGUUAGAUUUCUUUUGUACUCGCUUUCUGAGUUUUGAGAUGUUAGGAGCCACAGAUUCCAACCCUUCUUUCCAAGCGUGAGAGCUAGAAAACUCCCUUUUUUUAAAUAAAUACAUUGAAAUUUGCUUGUAAUCAUAGGACUCUGGCAGCUGAGGAUUAAAGUAAACCUCCACAUAUCAGGACUGGUGAUAAGAUUGCAACUACUGAAAUGUCCACUGACUUCCAGGACCAUUGGGUUGCCGUCAGUAAGGGCUGUGGGUGAAAAUGAUGUGUAUACAGAGGGUUUGUCUGCACUACCCUUUAAGUCAAUGUAACUUACGUUGCUCAGGGGUUUGAAAAAGCCACCCCCCGAGCGACGUAAGUUAGAUCAACUUAAAGCAGUGUCUACAUCAUGCUAUGUUGCGUGAGACGCUCUCCCUCUGCCAUAGCCUCCGCCUCUCGUUAAGGUGGAGUAAUUAAGCUGGUGGGAGAGCGCUCUUCCAGCGGCAUAGUGCGUCUUCACCAGACGCAUUACAGUGGCACAGUGAGGGUGAUUAACAACUGGAACAAAUUCCCAAGGGAAGUGGUGGAUUCUCCAGCUCCUCAUGUCUUCCAAGCCUGGCUGGAGGAUACUUUAGCCACACACAAGUCAUUGGGUUCAAUACAAGGGUAAGUGGGUUGAAUUUUCUGGCUUGUGUUACACAGGAGGUCAGACUGGAUGGGCUAAUGGCCUUAAAAAAUAUGAAGUGGUCCAGCCUGAGUCAUCCCCCUGGCACCAGCCUGUCUCAGAGGAAAGCAGCCACGUCACAAAACAACAGCGGGGGCAAGGGCGUACUGUAAUGUCCAGCAUGCACGCAGUCAGAUACUGUACCGGGGGAGCGGUAGAAGCGCUUAUGAUCACCUGCCAACGAGAGCAACUUUGUUAUGUUCUGGACAGGGGGAAAGCUGUGCCCGGAGAGGAUCUCUUAUUAGCCAUCCACUGAGGAGAGAGAGCAAGAGAUGCCUGACUGGGUGUGUUCCCUGCCACACAUUAGGAUUUGUUGUUCAUACCACAGUAACCCCUGAGUGCUCUAGUUAUGGGUCAGGACCCCUUUGGGCCAAGCGCUGUACAAACACAGAAUCCUAGAGGUUACAGCCUAAGUGAUAGUGAUUAAACUAGUAACCUAGGGGCAGCACCAAGGGAAGCCAGUAAUGAGAGCUGGCCAAGAGCCCCGUGUAGAGCUAAGGGGAGACAUGUUUGUAUUGGUGCUUGGGUCUCUGAUUUACACAGGCUAUGAAUUAAACUUCUUGUUUUAAUUCUU
Molecule: messenger RNA, 2745 nt
Organism: Malaclemys terrapin pileata
Lineage: Eukaryota; Metazoa; Chordata; Testudines; Emydidae
Product: zinc finger protein 12-like
Exons: 4
Coding region: 1-531 (176 amino acids)
Biological process (GO): regulation of DNA-templated transcription
Source: RefSeq, a predicted model, not a curated record